AUGAUGGAGAAGGUUUUUCUUGGGAAUCUUGCAGGAGAUGUCAACGAGGGGACUCUGCGCAAACUGCUGGAGCAGCAGGGGAUAAUCUUUAACAACAUAUCGAUGAAAAGAAAUUUCGCAUUCGUUACUGUCAAAGACAAACUCUCCGUUGAAGAAGUGGUCAAGAAGUUGAACGGCUAUACACUUGAAGGCUCAGUGAUGCAAGCUGAACCAUCGAAUGGAAAAAAGAGCAGAAGAACAAAUAAGAUUCAGAUCCGAAAUCUGCCUCGCCAUUGUUCAAAAGAGCAAAUUGAAGAGCUGGUCAAUGUUACUUCCAGAAAUCCCAAAAAGUUUGAACAAGUUGGAUCUGAGGGAAUUAUGUAUGUGACAUUCAAUACUCCAGAGGAAGCAGAGGAGUGUGUAGAGCAGCUAAAUGAUUAUCGCUUUGAAGACGGAACACAAAUUAAGGUUGACUUUUUUAGAAAUCAACGCCGAUCAAACCGGAGCAAUUCUAACAGCAACUCCGGGCUUGCUCGUCAAGAUCUUCCAUUGAGGAUUGUUGUGGCCAGUGACUACAUUGGAGCUGUCAUUGGAAAGCAGGGACAGACAAUUCGAAAAAUUACUUCAGAAAGUCGUGCCAGAGUGGACAUUCACAGGAGAGAAAGCCAUGUUCCAGACACACUGAUAACCAUCAAAGGAUCUCCUGAAAGUUGCAGCAAAGCUUGCAAAGAAAUAAUGACUGUGGUGCGCCAGGAAGCCGAUUUAUUGAAUAGAGGUGAUGUGCCCUUUAGGAUUUUAUGCCCCAACAGCAUCUGUGGCCGUAUAAUUGGCAAGCAGGGAAAUGUGAUCAAGGUGUUCAUGGAGAAAACUAAUACAAACAUCGUCGUAUCCAGCUUUGACCCUUUCCCUGGAGGCCUUAUGGAUUCUACCAACAGCUACAUAGACAGGGUUAUCACAAUCACUGGUUCCACAGACGGCUGUUCUGAGGCUGAAGAAAAGAUCAGUGAGAAAAUGAGGCAGUGUUUUGAGCAAGAUGCCAGCAGCUUUCAGUUUGGCGCUCAACAGCAUAUGAUGUUUUCUGGCAUGUCAGCCCUCCCACUUAUGCCAGCAAUGGGGCCGUACCAAGGAUUGAGGCCACCCGUGCCAUACAUGGGAGCAGCUUAUUAUCCUGGGGCAUAUGGAGGCCCACCACAGGUUCAGCAACAGCCAGAAGUGGUGCAGCUGUAUAUUCCAGAAAAAUCUGUAGGGGCAGUCAUUGGAAGCAAGGGCCAAAACAUCAAAAAUAUAAUGCGUAUCUCUGGAGCUCGCAUCAAGAUCCUGGGAGCAAAUGAUAAAAAUGGAUCUGGAGAGAACAAUCCUUUCAGCCACUCUGGUGAUGAACGCAAAGCUGUCAUUUCUGGAUCUCCUGAGGCUCAGUGGAAGGCUCAGUUCUUCAUUUUUGAGAAGGUGAAGAAUGAACUUCGACUCGCUGCCCAUGAUGAAGUUCACCUUAGAACAGAGAUUAUGGUGCCCAAGCAGAGCAUUGGCCGGAUCAUUGGCAAAGGUGGUCAGAAU
Messenger RNA from Candidula unifasciata, 1533 nucleotides. NCBI's taxonomy places the organism in Eukaryota, Metazoa, Mollusca, Gastropoda, Stylommatophora, Geomitridae. The record is from the annotation of a GenBank genome assembly.